Molecule: messenger RNA, 1468 nt
Organism: Paramecium pentaurelia
Lineage: Eukaryota; Ciliophora; Oligohymenophorea; Peniculida; Parameciidae
Source: the annotation of a GenBank genome assembly
AUGAGUAAUGAAGCAAUAGCUGGAUUUAUAGUUACAAAAACUAUCUAACAAAAUCCUUUACGAUAUUAUGAUGCUAAUUUCAAUGAUUAUAGAGAUAAAAACAUGAUUAUGUAUAUUUAGAAAAAAUAUGCAGAUCUAAAAAGUAAAGUUUAAAUUUCCUGUAGAAAGAACUGGAGUCAAAUUUUUACCAAAACAAACUUUAGCUAAUACAUAAUUGCAAGUGAAAUUAAAGGCUUAAGAAGGUAAUAAGGAAUAUUAAGGAAAUUAUGAAUUACAACCUGAAGUAGUAGAAAUUAUGUAAAGAGUUCUUGAUAAAGAAUAAUUAGAGAACUUAUUAAAUUUUUAAGUGAUUCCUAAAAGAUCAAAGAAUUGGAAGAAAAAACCUAUAUCUGUAUAACAAAAAUUGGCUAUGAUGAUGAAUGAUAACAUAGAAUAAGCUUAAUUGGAUGACCUAUAUUAAAGUUACAAACGAUAAAAUUUAAAGCAAAAUGUAUUUAUAAUAAUUAAUUUAGCUUAAAGAAGUAAAGACAUCUAUAAAAAACUCUAAAGAUGCUAGUAAAAGCAUAGGAAAACACAAAGGAUAUUAGAAUAUUGAAUUAGAUGACUAAGAAUAAGUUAAUUUUUUUAUGAAAAAACUUUGUGAAGAUCAAAAUAUUAAUGCUUGUACAGUUUUAGAUAUCUAAAAUUGUAAAUUUAAUAUAAUAUUUAAAUAUUAGAAGAAUUAACAUAUAAAGAAGAUUAAUGGGAUGAAAUGGAAAGAUGGAGAAAUAUUGUUUAGAAAAGAAUUACAUAAGAAUAGUUAUUAGAAAUUAUGCGUGAAGAAGAAUUAAAAUAAAAUAGAGAAUUAGUCAAGAUUUUUAAAGAAACAAGGAUAGAUUAAUUUGAUCCUGACUUUUUUAAAAGUAAAGUUAAAAUGACAACUAUGAAAAGAGUAAAUUAAGCAUAAGAUUCAUAAUAUCAUAAAUUUUUUGUAUCUAAUGGAAAUUAAGUUAAUGGUUUUACAUAAGAGGAUUUUAGAAGGAAAAACUAAUAAUAUUAAUCUCCAAAAAGUCAUUUCAUGGAUAAUUUAAGUAAAGUUUCAAGGACUACAAGACCAUAGACUAGUGUUAGUAGAACAUUAAAAACUUAAACAAGUAUAAAAACAGAUAUAGAAUUUAAUAAAUUUUUAAAGUAAUGUGAUGUGAUUGAAAAUAAUUUCAAAAAGGAUAAAAAUAUCUUAAAAGAGAAGUUUAGAUCUCUUGAUAAUAUAAUGGAAAAAGCAGGUCAAUAUUUAUCUAUGGAUAAACCUUAAUUUGAAAGAGAACCUAAUUAAGAAUUUGAAAAAUUUAAAAAACAAAGAUUAUUUAAAAAGAAAUUUGUCACUUAUUUAAUUGAUAAAGUAGAAAAGUAAUCUGAUCUUUUGAGUGAAAAAAUAAAAUCAUCUUAAUCUAAAUAAUUUAUAGAGAGAAUUUUGUCAGAAGAAUAAUGA